Hyalella azteca is the source of this 1185-nucleotide messenger RNA. Its product is annotated as myoneurin-like. The annotation marks the transcript as partial. The record is from RefSeq and is a predicted model, not a curated record. The transcript is spliced from 3 exons. NCBI's taxonomy places the organism in Eukaryota, Metazoa, Arthropoda, Malacostraca, Amphipoda, Hyalellidae. Gene Ontology annotation, biological process: regulation of transcription by RNA polymerase II. Gene Ontology annotation, molecular function: DNA-binding transcription factor activity; RNA polymerase II cis-regulatory region sequence-specific DNA binding.
GGCAGCUACCAGCUGGCUGAGGAGCUUGGUGAUGCUGCAAAUAUACUUAGGGACUCUGAAGCUCAAAACGUGAACCAACCUGAUGGUUUCCCAAGCCUUGUCAUUGCUGACUUCAAACCGUUCCAAAUUCCAUUCCUGGGCUUGGAUUCUCUCAAGGCAGAGCCUGUCGAGGCUGGGGCAUCUCCAUCCAUCCCCCAGGCUCCUCCUGCAAACCAAGAACUCCCAACAAGGGCAGGAAUCUUUACCGCUGUUCAAAAAGCCUCUGAGACUGCCUGCUUAGCCUCUACUUCUCUGGAGGUGCACAAUUGUGGUGCUUCAAUGGCUCUUCCGCCUUCAGAAACUUCAACUUCCAAGGGCAAGAGUCAAACAAAUGAAAUGAAAAUCUCAACCACUGAACAAGAAGCUGGUGAAGCUCGCUCGCCUAAUAAUGGCCGCCUUCCUCCUACUCCUGCACCAUCAGUAAAUUGUAACGUUCUCAGCUGCAAUGGAACGAGAACUGUCCCUGCAACGCUGGAGGCUUCUUUUAAGGUGGAAGAGGCGCACAAUUCUGUGGAUUUUGGACGUUCUAAGCAUCUUUGCAUCAAAUUGAAUGAAUGCAGUGAAUUAACUCGCAUUCAUGUUUCCGAAAGCUUCAAAUACGUUUGCACUGAAGAAAAUGAAAAUAAUAUUUGCUCAGGAGAAAUAGCAUUUCCAGAGCCUCAUCCUAAGCAUGUGAGCGAAGAUUCAGAGCGACCUAAACUGCGCAGUGAAAAAGUGGGCAAAAGUGGAGGACCAAAUUCAAGUGAAGAGAAUAAGUCAAACUUUCCUAAAAAUACUGAUUGUCUGCGAAGGACAUCCCUCAAUCGUUCUAAGCGUCUAAAUGCUUCUAUGAAGGAGGCAAUUUCUUCCACAACCUCCCACGUACGUCGUAACAAAGAGAAGACUCGCAAGUGUCAUUGCCAGACGUGCAAGCGCGGGUUCUACCAGAAAGCCCAACUAGAACGGCACAUAAAAUUGGUGCACAUGAAUUUGAGGGAUCACAAAUGUUCGCAGUGUGAUUACGCUGCAAGUUCUCGCUGGCAUCUCAAGAAACAUGUUGAUGCGGUGCAUCUGAAAAUAAAGAAAUAUGAGUGCGGAGUUUGUCAAUACCGCGACGCUAAGAAGUCUGGGCUUAUAAGCCAUGUUGCUCGUAAACAUCCUUGGUGA